Molecule: messenger RNA, 991 nt
Organism: Xiphias gladius (swordfish)
Lineage: Eukaryota; Metazoa; Chordata; Actinopteri; Istiophoriformes; Xiphiidae
Gene: pxmp2
Product: peroxisomal membrane protein 2
Exons: 5
Coding region: 97-681 (194 amino acids)
Cellular component (GO): cytoplasm; membrane
Source: RefSeq, a predicted model, not a curated record
ACGCCGACAGGAAGCCCAGUGGAGGAGUCGCUUUUCAACCUCGCCCCUGUCACUCCUGCUUGCAGCGGUGAUGUUUGUGUAGCGACAGCAGCGACAAUGCCCGUGCAGAGUCUGCCAGUCCGGGACGCGUCCAUACAUUUCCGUUUACUACAGCAGUAUCUGGUUCUUCUGAAGAAAUACCCCAUCCUCACCAAAUCUGUGACGAGUGGCAUCCUCUCGGCUUUAGGAAAUCUUCUGUCUCAGAUUUUGGAGGCAAGAAAAAAGGCCACAAAUGGAGCCCUGGUCAGUGAGAUUGACUCAGCUGGAGCUACACGCUAUGCCAUUUACGGGUUGUUUAUUACAGGACCAGUGAGCCAUUACUUCUACCAGCUGAUGGAGGUGUGGAUGCCCACCACAGACCCGUACUGUAUAGUCAAACGACUGCUACUGGAUCGGCUUCUUUUUGCCCCCGGCUUUCUGCUCCUUUUCUACUUUGUUAUGAACAUCCUAGAGGCUAAAGGGUGGGAAGACUUUGAAAAGAAGAUGAGAAGAAGUUACUGGACGGCUUUGAAGAUGAAUUGGAAAGUUUGGACUCCCUUCCAGUUCAUCAAUGUCAACUUUGUGCCUGUUCAGUUCAGAGUGCUGUUUGCCAACAUGAUCGCCUUAUUUUGGUAUGCCUACCUUGCAUCGGUGAGGAAAUGAUGCGUCUGAAGAUUUCUUCACAGAAAACAAAUCUGGAAGAAAGAAAAUCUUCUCAGAGGCUUCGUUGCAUGCCUGUGAAUGCCAGAGAACUCAGAUAAUUCAACCGGCUGCCUAGCGUACAAUUUUAAACUUUUUCCUAAUCUGGACAGUAAUUUUCACUUAGACCAGGUCUUCUGAUUAACUCCUAACAAGCCUGUGCAAUGGGGUUAAGCCAUUAUAACAUGCUGCUAUGAUGUUUUGGAAACUUGACUGUGUUUGUAAUAACAGAACUUAAUAAGUGUAGUUUGUAAUAAAUGUAUUCUUUUACAGA